Molecule: messenger RNA, 749 nt
Organism: Euleptes europaea (tarantolino)
Lineage: Eukaryota; Metazoa; Chordata; Lepidosauria; Squamata; Sphaerodactylidae
Gene: LAPTM4A
Product: lysosomal protein transmembrane 4 alpha
Exons: 7
Coding region: 18-707 (229 amino acids)
Cellular component (GO): lysosomal membrane
Source: RefSeq, a predicted model, not a curated record
CCAUUAUCGGCGCCGCGAUGACGUUCAAGCGGAGCCGAGACCGCUUCUACAGCACCCGCUGUUGUGGGUGCUGCCAUGUCCGCACUGGGACCAUCAUUCUGGGCACCUGGUAUAUGGUGAUGAAUCUGUUGAUGGGUAUCUUGUUGACCGUUGAAGUGACUCACCCCAAUACAGUGCCAACAGUUGACAUCCAGUAUGAAGUCAUCGGCAACUACUAUGCCUCUGAGACAGUGGCUGAAAAUGCAUGUGUUGUCUUCGCCAUCUCUCUCCUCAUGUUCACAAUCAGUGCUAUGAUGGUGUACGGAGCUAUUGCGCAUCGAGUCGGCUGGCUGAUUCCAUUCUUCUGUUAUCAGCUUUUUGACUUUGUCCUCAGUUGUCUGGUGGCCAUAAGUUCUUUGACAUAUUUACCAAGAAUAAAAGACUAUCUGGACCAGCUGCCAGAUUUCCCAUACAAAGAUGACCUCCUUGCCCUCGAUUCAAGCUGUCUUCUGUUCAUUGUCCUGGUGUUCUUUGCCUUGAUCAUCAUCUUAAAGGCCUACCUAAUUAACUGUGUAUGGAACUGCUAUAAAUACAUCAUCAACAGAAACUUGCCUGAGAUAGCAGUGUACCCUGCAUUUGAAGCACCUCCACAGUAUGUUCUGCCAAGCUACGAGAUGGCAGUCAAAAUGCCUGAGAAGGAACCUCCGCCUCCUUACAUACCUGCUUGAAGCAACACAGCUGAUAUUGAAACAUCCUGUACCAGCUUCUCU